Sturnus vulgaris (Common starling) is the source of this 1463-nucleotide messenger RNA. RefSeq names its product mitochondrial translational initiation factor 3 (gene MTIF3). Gene Ontology annotation, cellular component: mitochondrion. Gene Ontology annotation, biological process: ribosome disassembly; mitochondrial translational initiation. Lineage: Eukaryota; Metazoa; Chordata; Aves; Passeriformes; Sturnidae. The record is from RefSeq and is a predicted model, not a curated record. Gene Ontology annotation, molecular function: ribosome binding; translation initiation factor activity.
UAUUUCUUUAAAAUAAACUACUGAUUUAUAAAUCAGUAGCUCUCAAAGGCAAGCCAGGCUCCUCUGAAUGGAAGAUAAAUUUAAUUAUGUCAUUCAGUAAUGGAGCAGCGAUGCUCAGAUUGCGGACCAAGCCUGCAGUGCAUGAUCCAGAGCUGGUUUGUGAAACCAUUAAUAAAAAAUAAGGACAUCGCAGUUUUUGUUGCACUGAUGAUAUACAAAGAUACUUGGCUGUUGGCAGUGGGUGUUCAGUCAUAGUGCUGUUGUCACAGCCAGACAAAAAGCUGUUUUCACAGGGGUCUGGAGUGGGCAGUGGCAGAGCCCAGGGCAGGAAGGGACAGUAGCACUACCAGCUGGUCUUAGCCUGCUGUGGAAAUCCUGUUACUUCUGUGCCCUGGCUUGAACUCUGGAUCCAGCUCUUAUCAGACUGCCCUGUUCAUGAACUCAUCUGGUUCCUUCUUGAAGCAGUCUGCAUGGACAUUGUCCCUACUGCUGAGGUAUGAAGUCCAUCCCAAGCUCCAGACUGUCCCAUUUUCAGAAUAAGUUAUUCACAGAAUGACUGCCUUGUGCACAAUGAAACAUUUAUGUCAAGCAACCAGAAAUGAGAACAGAUAUGCAAAAAGGUUCUUUGGUACUCUUCUGACACAGUCAACACAAAAGUGGCUCUUUUCUCCAUUCUGGAUAGUGGUACCUGACUCUAGGAAGUCAGCUGUGUUUGAGCUUACUCAGCCAUUUUGUACAGAUGAAAAAUCUCGUGCACAACCAAAAAGUAAAGCAGCAUUUGGAAGUGUUGGGCGAAGAAUUCCCUAUCGUAUUUUGCACGUAAUCAGCCAGGAUGGGGAGAGCUUAGGAAACAUGCACCGAGCAGAUGCACUCAGACUUAUGGAUGAACGUGGCCUGAAACUGGUUCUGCUUCGUGAGAAUGUAGAACCUCCAGUUUACAGACUAAUGACUGGACAGCAGAUUCAUGAAGAACAGCUUAAACGUGCAGAGAAGAAAAAAUCAAGUCCAAAGCCAGGAGUGGUUCAGAAGGAGUUAUCCUUUUCUUCAGCUAUUGCCAAGAACGACUUAGAGACCAAGACUAAACAGAUAGCACAGUGGAUUGAAAAGAGACACCAUGUUAAAGUUACCAUCCGGCAAGCAAAAGGUAGCAGUACAGACAUGUUCAUGCUUUUUGAUCAAAUUUUGGAGACUGUGUCUGAGAAAGCCACUUAUCUUUCCAAGCCAAAAGUUGCUAGAGAAGGAGUGAGUACCUGUAUUUUGAGGCACAUGUCUGACAAAGAGUUGAAAGAACACCAGAAGAUGGAAAUCAAGAAAAACAAUACAGUAAAGAAAGAUGAAAACAAAGAUCUGAAGUCAAAUGAGUUACAUCAGUGACCUUCUGAAGCGGUGUAAACAAUAUAUUUAUUUAAAAAAUAAAAAAUAUUAAUUUUAGUUAAAGUUAUUGUUGAGUUCUGUACUGGUCA